GUUUUUUCCCUUUGGUUUGAAAUCGGAGAAGCAGGUGCUUUAUUGCGCCCUUGUUAUUUUCUGUGUUGCUGAUUCCCACGAAGACCUAGCACAUCCCUCGAUCUGUUCUCUACAUCGUCGUCGUCCUCGUCCUCGUCCUCUUCCUCCUCUACACCAUCAUGGCGAGCGCCUUGAGACCAUCAGUAAGGCGCUUCGCGACGACCGCAAUUCGAGCCGCCUCCGCUGCGAGCACCGAAGCGUCCACAACCAAUGCCUAUGGGAUCCGAGUAUCCCAAGCUCAAGGAGUUGUGGACCAGUUGACCGGAGCAAUCGGCAACACACCCCUCAUCCGACUCCGGCACCUCUCGGAACAGACGGGUUGUAACAUCCUGGGCAAGGCGGAGUUCCAAAACCCGGGGGGGAGCGUCAAGGACCGGGCGGCUCUGUACGUGGUCAAGGACGCCGAGGAGCGAGGCCUACUCAAGCCGGGGGGCACCGUGGUCGAGGGGACGGCGGGCAACACGGGCAUCGGGCUCGCCCACGUCUGCCGCGCCCGCGGGUACCGGCUGGUCAUCUACAUGCCCAACACGCAGUCCCAGGGCAAGAUCGACCUCCUGAGGUUGCUGGGCGCCGAGGUCUACCCCGUGCCCGCGGUCGCGUGGGAGAACCCGGAAAACUACAACUGGCAGGCCAAGCGGCACGCCGAGCGGGUGCAGGGCGAAGACCCCGAGCGCGGGGCCGUGUGGACGAACCAGUUCGACAACGUGGCCAACCGGCGGGCGCACGUCGAGACCACGGGCCCGGAGAUCUGGGCGCAGACCGAGGGUGGCGUCGACGCCUUCACCUGCGCCACGGGCACGGGGGGGACCCUGGCCGGAACCACGAGGUACCUGAAGGACGUGAGCGGCGGCAAGGUCAAGUCCUUCCUGGCCGACCCUCCCGGGUCGGUCCUGUACUCGUACGUCAGCUCGGGCGGGCAGCUGAAGGAGAGGCAGGGAGGGAGUAUCACGGAAGGCAUCGGGCAAGGGAGGGUGACGGAGAAUUUGAAGACCGAAGUCGACGAACUCGACGGUGCCUUGACGAUCUCGGACGAAAAGACCAUCGAGAUGGUUUAUCGGUGCCUGGACGAAGAAGGUCUGUACCUCGGGGCGAGCAGUGCCUUGAACGUCGUGGCGGCCAAAGAGGUCGCGGAGAAACUGGGCCCCAACCACACCGUCGUCACGGUGCUCUGUGAUGGCGCCUACAGGUACGCCGAUCGUCUGUUCAGUGGGAAGUGGCUGGAGAGCAAGAAGUUAAAGGAUGCCAUACCGGAAAGGUUGAGAAGGUAUAUUGUUUUGCCAUGAUUUGGUCAUUGAUUAUCGAUUCUUGAAUAUCGAAUCAUGACCCUUGAAAAUGAGAAAUCUCAAUCGAUCACCGUAUGGACAAUACACUUGAGAGGUAUCACUAUUACCACCCUCAUCACAACAACCCAGGUUGUUUCGGAUGUUCUUUUGUGUUUUUUCUUUCCCUCUUCGUUUCUUGGUAUCCGGGAUAUCAUGCCACCGCACCGUAUCUCCCAUCACCCAUGGCAAAUGACUCCCUGGGUUGUUGAGGGUGAAAUCAACCAAACUGACAAUCAAAACUCCAAAUGUCCCAACCUGGUACGUGACAGGUGUUUGCGGUAUUGUCGAUCUCGAGUUUCGUUUCACCACUACAAUCCGGGGUGUUGUACAAUGUACAAGUUGAGAAUGAUCCUGUACACUCAGAAAUCCACACGUGAUUGACCUAGGAAACACGACGAGGGAUGGAGAUUUUGGUCAGUCGCAAGACAGAGACAGAUGCAGAUGCAGACACAGACACGGUGGGGAAGGGGGUGAGGAAGUAAAAGCAAAAGACAAGGAGUGGGGGGGAAACAGAAACUCACGGCACUACUGUCAUUCCAUUGAAUUCCCAAGACUUGUUCCCUGGUGGAAAUGGAAUUACAUGCCGGGUCUCGGACGAUUCCUUCCCACAAGGCCGAAGUGGUGCAUGUACCUUGACCGAAUUGAAAGAUGCAACAUUCCGUACAUGUUGAGCUGUUAUGGUUUUGUUUCACACUUGUCAGUACUCGAGUACCUCCAUUGUACAGGUACACCUAUACAGGUAAAAAGGAAGAUUCAGAAAUCCCCCCCCAAAAAAACAAAAUACUUACCAACCUGGGGCGUAUGGUGAUUGUGUAGAUGGACAUGUUGCAAUGGUUGAAUUGGUUAGGACGACAAGGAUCGUGAGGACCAUCAGGGUGAGUGUUGAAAAGAUGGAGGGAGAGGAGGACGACAACAAGGAAGAGAAGGAUGUGGAGGAAAUGUUUGAUUUGUUUCGUGUGAAGAAGAAGAAGAAGAAGAAGAAGAAGAAGAAGAAGAAGAAGAA
Messenger RNA from Exophiala oligosperma, 2364 nucleotides. Its product is annotated as cysteine synthase. Gene Ontology annotation, molecular function: cysteine synthase activity. The coding region runs from base 159 to 1322 and encodes 387 amino acids. The transcript is spliced from 2 exons. NCBI's taxonomy places the organism in Eukaryota, Fungi, Ascomycota, Eurotiomycetes, Chaetothyriales, Herpotrichiellaceae. Gene Ontology annotation, cellular component: cytoplasm. The record is from RefSeq and is a predicted model, not a curated record.